AAUUGUUAGGAACAGCAGAAACCCUUAAGGCACGCUUUGAAUUAGGUUCCACCAUCUUUUCCUUUGCGCUCGCACGCAGCAAUGUGGGGCACGCUGUCAAAAUGAGUUUUUUCAAGAAAAAUGUAUGAAUCAAGCUUCAAGGAAAUCCUUCGUUUUAAAUCGUUAAUUACUUUGUAACGGAACUAUAUUUGAAGAAUCCGCCGUAAUUUAUGUUUUUUUCUGUCGAGGAUAUAGUUUAAAAAAAUAACGCAUUUUCUAACUUUCACAUACCUUUUUAAUGAUUUUGUACUGACACGGAAGGCUUUAGUCCAGGGAACGAUUUAAAGCAUACGAAAGCUACAUCCGUGAAAGAAAUCUUCAUAAUGAUACUGCUAAACCUAUUUUACAAACACAAUACUGACAAAAAAGCAUUAGUCGUGCAAAUACAAUGAAAGCGAACUCGCCAUCACCUUGCAACAUAUGGGCUCUAUUGUUAUGUGUUCACGAAAAUCUCACAGGGCUAAACGAAUUCGAACUGCAUUUACAACUGGUCUUAUAUCUGUAAUUCCACUUGCUUUUUACGGUAUUUUGAUAUCGAAUGACGGCAUGGAUUUUUAACCAGAAAAGCUGGCGGGAUUUACAUCUCUUAAGAUGCCGAGAUAUUUCUAUUGAAAGCUAUUUACAUUUAGGCUGAUAACAAUUAGCUUGCCGGGCUAAGUAACACCAAAAGCUUUCCUGUUGAUGUCAUCACGAUAAUGAGAUUAUUCGAGAAAACGCUAUACAGCUAGUAGGCUUUGGUGCGAACAAGGAGCUUAGCUCUCCAGAACUAAGUAAAAAAGCAAUUUCCUUUUUUUACAGUUUGGAGACUGUUCUGCUGUUUGUAGACUCCGCCAUCAUGGAUCUCACCGUCUUCCAUAUCACCAUGCUAUGGAUUGUCACCUGCAUUCUCGUCCAGAAUGCAGAGAGAAGUGUUUCACAAGGAUUUCGUCAUGGUGUUACCAGGGAGAUAUGGCAGUCUGUUUCAGGCCAACACUUGUACAAUCUCACUUCUUCUUCUCAAUAUCAGGAAAGCCCGACCAUCAAGGACACUUUGAACCAUUUCGUUGCAAAUGAAAAUAUAGGAAACAACUAUGGCCAGCGGCUAACUACAUUCUACAGGGCCCCCGAAACAGGUCAAUAUGUGUUCUACUUGACAUGUCAAGACGAGUGUGAGCUGUGGUUGAGUACUAAUGAUGCACCUGACAACAUUAAAAGAAUUCUGUUUAUUUCCUUUGGGCUGAAUCUUAACUACAACGAGUGGGAGAGAAGUCCCACUCAAAAAUCAUUACCGGUACACCUUUGCAGUGGGGAGUUCUACUUCAUGCAAGCCAUCAUGAAAGCUGGCUCAAGCUCCCAUGAUCACCUUGGGGUUGGCGUGCUUCAACCGAGGGGAGAAAAAUACCAGCCAAUCCUGAAUGGCGACUUGUUCUUUGAACUACCAGAGAGAAGAAGAUCUUUGUUUCUUCUCGUGGGAAAGGACACAGCUUUAGUUGGUCACGUGAUGUCGUCACUCACUGUUGGCAACAUGGAAUGUUCAUUGUACUGUGCACGUGACAAAACCUGCCAAUCAUACAACUACUUCAAAGAACAAGGCAUCUGUGAAUUGAAUAACGAAACAAGCGCAAACAACGCGAAAAGACUGGUACCCAGCAUGGCUGUGGAGUACUACGAGAAAAUAUAACUGCAACUGUCCUUUCAGGAGUAAACAGCAACCAAAAACUGGCAAGCAAAAACUCCAAUCACUAGCCCUUAUAUGGAAACAGAUGAUUACCAGCUGUGUACUCAGCUGUCUGGGGCGUAUGUUCAGGGCCUGGUUGCUCAAAGCAAGACUCGCUUCCACUCCCCCACCGACCCAGGAAAUAAGCAGAAGCCCAUCAGCGGAGUUUCCCUAAGCCUCUCUAUCAAAGCGAGGCCUGUAGUAGCUUGUUCCAGGCUCUCGGUCAGUGGGGACGAUCGAAAAAGAGGGUGACGAGCGGAGUCUGGGAGAGAAAAGCCUGGUGCACAACCAUUCAUAUGGAAAUGAAUUGAAUUUGCACGUGAAUGAAAUCUCAUUUUUGUAUGAAAGGAUGGGCACCAAGACUCGCUUUAAGGAAGAGGCUAAAGGUAAUUCGGAAAUGGCCUAUUGUCCGGUAACUCAGCUGAGAGCAAUUCUAAGCGCGCUUUUCGCUGCGUUAGCUGUAAGUUCAGAAGAGUUUGCAAAACAAUUUCAACCGACUAACAAGGGAACAAAGUUUACAAACUUAUAAGUUCAUCUGCUUUUUUCGUCAUCGAAAGCUUCAGGUUUCAUGUAAUCAUAUGUACAAUCAUAGGUCUGUAGUGAAAUUAAAGGUGAUAUGAACUUUAAAGAAAUUGUCUGUUUUACAGAUGUUUAUGAUAGACAAGCUAGGAAAAGAAUAAAGGAUUUGAAAAAAAAAAAUACACACCAAAAAUUAGGAAGCCAGCCUCAUCCCAAGCUCGUUCCCAGGGUGCUUUUUCCCUUCAAAUGUACGAAGGGCCACAUUUAAAGAAAAAAGCGCUUGAGCCUGAUCCUAGACUGCUCUAACGUGUUGGUAGCCUGUCUCAUUCACUUUCUUUCUCCAUUCCUCCCGGCUCCAUUCUCGUCAUUCUUCAUGUACAAAGCCACCAAGGACACCCUCCCGAAAGUGUGGUUUACACAUCUAGGUAACUCCAAAAUGCAAGUUCGUCACCCUAACAAACCGUGAUAACUCAAGCAUAAAUAACCUCCAAUUACAGACUCCUCUCGCCACUUUCCUUCUCGCGAAAGCCGAGCUCCUAUUCGCAGGCUAACAGAUAGAGUCCACUCUUAAACAAACAGAUUUCGUGUUGCUGUGUGUCUGUUGAGUUAUUGUUCACAGAUGACGCCAAAAUGCGGUAAGAACAAAGAAGUGACAGACGAGGCGAUAGCCGAGUGUGUCACUGAUCAGUUCUUACCACAUUUUGACGUCUUCCGUGAUCUAUUAUCUAUUCGCGGUAUCAUAGAAUCCUUUCUUUUACAUAAUAAAGAGAAAGGAACAACAUUGUCAGUGUCGUCAUCUAUGCGUCGUCUUCCAAUUGAUCAAAAGAAUCAAUCGAAAUACGAGAAUAAUUCGGCGUAUUAUAUAAAGGCAGGUUUGUUGCCACAGGGGAGCCCACAGGGGACGAAGAGGACUAAGUAAGGUUUUCACAAGCGCAAAAGCAACAUAUGCAGACUCCGUAAGACGUUGCUAGGUAACACCUUUUAGACUCUUUUUGUUAUGAAUUUUCCAAACUAGAAGCGCAAACUACAAAACUCCAAAAGUCCACCUAGAGGUCAACCUAGAGGUCGCCAAGAGA
Orbicella faveolata is the source of this 3330-nucleotide messenger RNA. RefSeq lists its product as uncharacterized. NCBI's taxonomy places the organism in Eukaryota, Metazoa, Cnidaria, Anthozoa, Scleractinia, Merulinidae. The record is from RefSeq and is a predicted model, not a curated record.